AUGGACAACAGUGAGAAAAAUACCGAGCCAGUGAUCAAUAAUAAUGUGGACGUUUUUGGUGAUUGUGAUUCGAAUCGGUUGGAGAAAAAUACUCACACGCCUUCAAGUGAAUCAUCGGAUUCGAAUUCAAGUUCGAGCGAGGAAGAUGAACCGCCGCCAAAGCGACGACGUCAUAGUCGGUCUUCCGAUUCAUGUCAAGAAAUCGAUCGCAGGUUUGAUCAGUUAUCGCAGCAGUUGGAAUAUGUAACAGAGGAUGAUUUGAAAGAAUAUUUUCCGGAUCUACCAAGUGGACCUCUAGAUGUGUACAGAAAAAAAGCUUCAUUUAGUUGGAGACGAAUGAAGCUCGUAUAUGAUACUUUGUCUACAAUUAAAAUUAAACAUAACAUUUGGAAAUUCAUGGAAGACCAUCCACUAUUCCAUCACUCUGAUACAUCCAUUCCUUUGGACGAGGAAAGGCACAUAGCAGUAAAAAGAAUGUAUGCGAUAUAUAAUGAGAAUUUUUUACCAUUAGAGAAGAUUUUGGAAGAUCCUAGGCUUCUUCAAGCUGAGACUGAGGCAAUAUUUAUGUUUGACAGCUCGCUUGCUGUUAAACUGUCUUUAACAUUCCGCAUGUUCACAAACACUAUACAAGGUAGUGGAAAACCUCAUCACUAUCAUUUCAUUGAAGAUGCUCAACAAGGCAAAAUAGGUGGUUGUUUUGGAUUAACUGAAGUAUCUCACGGUUCCAAUGCUAAGGGUUUAAGAACCACUGCAACAUAUGAUGUCCAGAAAAAACAGUUUGUCAUGCAUUCUGCUGAUUUUGAAGCUGCUAAAUUCUGGGUUGGAUCAAUGGGGAAAUGUGCAACACACGCUAUUAUAUAUGCGAUGUUGAUAUCAAAAGGCAAGAACCAUGGCUUGCACUCAUUCGUAGUUCCUCUGAGAGAUCCGAAAACCCUAAAACCAUAUCCUGGAGUAAUUGUAGGUGACAUUGGCGAGAAGAUUGGUUUGAACGGAGUGGAUAAUGGGUUUGUGAUGUUCAACAACUAUCAUAUACCUAAGGAAAAUGCCUUGGACAAAUUUGGUGGUGUAGAUGAUAAUGGAGAUUAUCAAACGCCUUUCAGAGACCCGAGUAAGAGAUUCGGCGCCUCUUUAGGUAUUUUAUCUGGCGGCCGUGUCCAUAUAACGUCGAUAACGACGAACUACUUGCAGAAAGCGAUAGUGAUAGCUAUUAGAUAUUCGGCGGUGAGGAGACAGUUCGCGGCUGAUAACGCUACUGAAGAAACACCUAUUUUGGAAUACCAACAGCAGCAAAUCCGUCUUCUCCCGUAUCUGGCUGCGACCUUCGCCUUCAGGAUAUUCUGCACGUGGUUCGGCGCUGUCCAUAUAAAUAUAACCGUGGAUAAUGUUUUGGAUCGCGUGGAGGCGGGGCUGGCGGCGGCGCGCGGCGCGGAGGUGCACGCGCUGUCGUCGGCCGCCAAGCCGGUGUGCGCGUGGGCGGCGCGCGACGCGCUGCAGGCCGCGCGCGAGGCUUGCGGCGGACACGGAUACUUGAAAGCGGCAGGCAUCGGUGAUCUACGUAACGAUAACGACGCAAAUUGCACGUAUGAGGGGGAAAACAGUCUGCUCUUACAGCAAACUAGUAACUGGCUGUUGAGUAUUUGGCCUCGAAGACACGAGAUCACAGCAAAAGACUCGCCGCUUGGGUCUUUAGAGUUUUUGGAGAAUUGUGAUGAGAAAUUGAAGAAGACUUGUGCUUGGAAGAGUAUGGAGGAUAUGAUCGAUCCAUAUAAUCUAACCCAAAUGUACAAAUGGCUGACUGCAUUUGUCCUAAAGAUGACGUAUGAAAAAGUGAACAAAUUGAAACGAGAAGGCAAAAACAACUGGGAAGCCAAGAACGACUCGCAGUCAUACAACGCUGUGACGCUAUCUGUGGUCUAUGGAGAGAAUCACAUUUUGAACCAUUUCUACAAGACUGCGAAGAGUUUCGAAGACGUUGCCUGCAGAAAGGUUUUGCUGAAGCUCGUCUCUUUGUUCAGUGCUUUUCUACUCGAGAAACAUAUGGCAACAUUAUAUAUUGGCGGCUACUUCACCCUCGACCAAGGGUUGGUCCUUCGCGAGGGAGUCCUGCGGCUGUGCGCGGAGCUCGUGCCCGACGCGGUGUCGCUGGCGGACACGCUCGCGCCGCCCGACUUCUGCCUCCACUCCGUGCUGGGCAACGCUGAUGGAGAGGUAUACAAGCACAUACAGAAGCGUGUCAUGACAUACCCCGGCGCGCUGGAGCGCCCGCACUGGUGGCGGGACGUCGUGUUCUGGCAAUCCUACAUACCUUCCAAAUUG
Messenger RNA from Brenthis ino (lesser marbled fritillary), 2316 nucleotides. Lineage: Eukaryota; Metazoa; Arthropoda; Insecta; Lepidoptera; Nymphalidae. The record is from the annotation of a GenBank genome assembly.